This is a messenger RNA of Opisthocomus hoazin, 1563 nucleotides long. The record is from RefSeq and is a predicted model, not a curated record. NCBI's taxonomy places the organism in Eukaryota, Metazoa, Chordata, Aves, Opisthocomiformes, Opisthocomidae.
GCUUGGAGAGCGCAUACAUGGCUUGUGUGACAGCGACGGCACACAGAAGCAGCAAUGAAAUGCAGUUAGCAAUACAGCUGGGAGACAGGCAGCGAGGCAGGCACCGGUCCAGUGACUAAAAUGAUCCUACCGUGAGCCAGCCUGCAGUGCCUCCAAAAGUGGCUGACUACUACACAGGAGCUCGGCUUUCUUUGCAAUACUCCAGUUGCCUCCGUGUGACUGCAGUGUGUGCUCUGUUUUGUUUUUGCUUGCCUUUUUGUUGCUUCCCCCCCUCCCCACCCGUCUCCCUCUCUCUCCUCCCGUGUCCUUCUCUCCAGGAUGGCGGAAGCGGAGUUGCACAAGGAAAGGCUCCAAGCUAUAGCAGAGAAAAGGAAAAGGCAGACAGAAAUAGAAGGCAAGAGACAACAGCUUGAGGACCAGAUACUUCAGCUGCAGCAUUUCAAGUCAAAAGCUCUUCGGGAAAAAUGGCUGCUACAGGGAAUUUCUGCUGGCUCUGCAGAAGAGGAAGAAGCCAGAAGGAGGCAGUCAGAGGAGGAUGAGCUGAAGGUGAAAAAGCUGGAGGAAAACAUACACAGGCUGGAACAAGAAAUACAGAAAUUAGAAAGUGAGGAAUCCCAAAUAUCUGCCAAAGAACAAAUAAUUCUGGAGAAACUAAAGGAGACUGAGAAAUCCUUCGACAAUUUGCAAAAGAGUUUCUCACUCCAGGAUGGUGAUGCAGUAAAUUACAUUUACUCCCAGAUCCCUGAACUCCCAACCCUCUAUUCACGAUCAGCAGACCCUGUUCCUGGGCGGGACGGAGCAAGCAGAGUAGCUGCUUUGUGCACCAUGGAAAUUAAUGUGGAGAAAGACAAACAGACAGGAGAGACCAAGAUUGUCUCUGCUUCACCUGUUGGCCCAGAUGAGGCCCAUCAAAGAGGAUUCAAAGUCUAUGAUGCUGGUACCAAGGUAGUCUAUGAGGUUCACUCUGGUGGCACAGUGGUAGAAAAUGGAGUACAUAAAUUAAGCUCAAAGGACGUAGAUGAACUUAUGCAAAAAGCUGGACAAUCAAGUGUAAAAGGAGGGUAUGAAACAAUGACUGUGUCAGACAGAAAUACGGUAGCCGAUGGAAACCUUAGCCAUAUGAAGGAGCAAAUGCUCUUCAAGGAGGCAAAGCUGGAAAUGGUACACAAACCCAGCAAAGGGCAUGCUGUGAACCCUCAGUCCCAAGACAAACCCGGCGGUGGCGAAGCCCCGGAGGCAAGCACAGAUCAGCCGGUGACAAUGAUAUUUAUGGGCUACCAGAACAUCGACGACGAAGAGGAGACGAAGAAAGUACUAGGCUACGAUGAGACCAUCAAGGCAGAGCUGGUCCUGAUCGACGAAGAUGACGAGAAGUCGUUGCGGGAGAAGACAGUGACAGAUGUCUCCACCAUGGACGGGAAUGCCGCUGAGCUGGUCUCUGGCAGGCCCCUGUCAGACACGACAGAGCCCUCCUCUCCUGAGGGGAAGGAAGAGAGCCUGCCCUUGGAAGCCGCCCCAGGUACACAAAAGAAAAAGCGCUGUCAAUGCUGUAUUGUCAUGUGA